Molecule: messenger RNA, 1845 nt
Organism: Diaporthe batatas
Lineage: Eukaryota; Fungi; Ascomycota; Sordariomycetes; Diaporthales; Diaporthaceae
Exons: 7
Coding region: 340-1845 (501 amino acids)
Biological process (GO): carotene catabolic process
Molecular function (GO): carotenoid dioxygenase activity
Source: RefSeq, a predicted model, not a curated record
GUAGGGUCAGCUUUUGUCUACGGAACCAAAGGGGGUUCUGCUGGCUUUCAAAUAUUUGUCUGCAUCUUAUGAUAUCGGUCCCUCAACAAAGGCCCAAUGCUGGGCACAACCAACUCCUACAUAACAUGAGAUUGGCCGGCCGGAGCUUGUUGGUCAAUGUCACAACGACACCUCAACCCACAGGGCGAACACUUGUACGUUUAGAGAAGACUAUGAUGACUGACAGCAGACAGUGGCCUGUAGGAAUAUCUUGCUCCCGUUGAAGCUUGGGAGUUUAUGCGCAGCAAUCUAAGCACGUGCGGGGUCGACAUCUGAAGCCACUGCGGCUAAUUACUCACAAUGCGGGACCAUUCUUGUCGUCACAUCGGCGAGUGUGCUGCGAAGCUGGACUACCAGCCGGAGUCCCGCUACCCUGACAAACCUUUCUUUAAAGGCCCGGAGGCGCCGUGCCGGUUCGAAGCGGAAAUUUAUAAUUGCAUGGAUGGGCAUGUGGACUUCAAGCAGAAAUUUGUUCGGACAGAGAAAUUCACCAUCGAACGGGCUGCCAGGAGAGCAGUCUACGGCAAAUACAGGAACCGGUACACUGACGACCCAAGAGUCCGGACACGCUGCCAUGCAACGGCCAACACACAUGUGGUGUAUUUCGAAAAUCAACUAUUGGCAUUGAAGGAGGAUUCCCUGCCGUAUGCAAUGAAUCCAGACACCCUAGAGACCAAAGGUGCCUACGAUUUCCAUGGACAAUACACAUCUCCUACUUUCACAGCCCAUCCCAAGAUCGAUCCUCACACGGGGGAAAUGAUCACUAUGGGCUAUGAGGCAAAGGGAGACGCCACCAGGGAUGUAGCGUAUUUCUUGUUCGACAAGAAUGGACGUAAACUCGAAGAGUGCUGGUUCCAGACCCCGUUCACGGGUAUGAUGCACGACAUGGCCGCCACUGAUAAAUAUGUCAUUUUCAUUUUAACGCCACUGACGACUGUGCCCGUCGAGCUAAUGAAGGAAGGCCAUAAACACUUCGCGUGGUCUGAGGACAAGCCCCUGACCUUCGGGGUUCUGCCACGUCGAAAUCCAAAGCCAGGAGACGUCAAGUGGUUCCACUACAAGAACGCAUUCUAUGGGCACACCGGCAACGCCUUCGACGGUGACGAUGGUUGUGUCUACUUAGAUGCCCCAUUGACUUAUCACAAUAAGUUCUGGUUCUUCCCACCUGUGGGACAGAACAUGCACACAGCUCCCAGUGCGAAGCCGCCCAAGGACAGCACAAUCAGUCAUUACGUACGGUGGAAGUUCGACCUCAAUGCCACUGACCCCUACGUCGAACCAAAGGAGUUGGUCAACCUAGAUGGGGAGAUGCCCAAAGUUGACGCGCGCUACGAGACCAAACCAUACAGCCAGUUGUUCCUCGCCAUGCACGACCCGAACUCCCAUGAGCCCGCCAUCGGAGGGGCGUAUAACUCCAUUGCGAGGUGCUCCAUAAAGACUGGGAAGUAUCAGUACUGGUCGGCUGGAAAGUCAACAGCAUUGCAUGAGGUGGCUUUCGUCCCCCGGUCGCCGGAUGCUCCCGAGGCAGACGGAUACCUGAUCUCAGUGGCGAAUAGGAGAGACAAACUGCUUACUGAAAUUGUCAUCCUGGACACAGAAAAAAUCCCGCAAGGUCCGAUUGCUAUAAUUGAGCUUCCAUUCAGGCUCCGGGCUGGGAUUCAUGGAAGCUGGGUGAUGGGAAGCGACCUACCUCAAGACAAGGAUCUUUGUGACAUGCAUAGAAUCAGCGAAGAAGUGAAGAGGGAAUUUGGGAAGUCAGUCUCUGCGACAAAUGGACAAGGCGAUAUUGUGAAUGGUAGCAAUUGA